GUGUGGGCUCUUUUUCGGGGCCUCCCCAUUUCUGAAGAUCCUUGGUGGCUAUGUCCGGAGCGAGGGCCCUUGAUUGGCUGCUCAGCUGUUGUGAGACGGACGGCGAAAGCUUCGCCCAAUAUUGGCAAAGCUUGUUGCCUCGUGGCGUUGCGUUUGCAUCCCUGCCUGACUUGGUGGUUGGAUUUUGACAGGAUUCUCGAAUGAGAUUUCCCAACUUGGGCGUUACCGCAGAAGGGCUGCGGGCUGUGGCAUUGGCGAUGCCCCAUUUUAUGUUUGAGCAUGCAUUUGUGGUGUUUUGUUUUGGUAUGGAGAAAGUGGGGUUCACUCUAUGUGAGUCCUGUAAACAAAGUUUCGAUUGCUGAAGAUAAUGUGAUCUGCGGGCAAUUCGCUAGAUAGGCGACCGGUACAAACUAUGAAAAGUGAUUGGGCGGUGUAGAGGGUUGCUUCUUUCAAAAAGACCUAAAAUAACUUCGCACAGGCUCGCUUGAUCUGAGUGUCUUUUACGACGUGGCUGAUUCUCUCGGGUACGUGGGAAAUUCGUUGACGUGAGUAUGUACGAGCACAACUGUUUGAGUGGCUGAAUUUGAGGGCCAGGAGUUGUGAAUCCAUAACUGACAGGGGUAUCAGGGGCCAAAAGGUUAUUCAAGUGAAUCUCGUAUCAAUCUCACCAACCACCAGUCACCCUCGACCAGUGGACCAUUCCGUCAGCCGCAAUUACCUCCAUACCCUCGCCCAGCGUCCCUUAAAGUAUAGAGCUCCCAAGACACAUCUUCAUUUUUUUCUAUUCUAUGUCCCUACAAGUUCGUCAAAUCCUCUGCCAAAAUGUCGCAUUCGAGGCAUUCCAAACCCUUUCUCCCAUCAGAUAAACCACAAGGGAGUAAAAGUGCACGGUGAGUUGGUAUCUUCAUCGAACAUCGCAGAAGAGAUGGCUAACAUUUCACAGGAAGCUUUACAACGCAAGAAAGGAAGAGUCUUUGCGAUGGGUUGUCAACCCACUAGAAGGCCUUCAGGGCAAGAAGUUCAAGUCAUUCCACGUUCGACAUGAAGCCAGUAUGAUUGAGCUGUUCUUCGACCUUUUCUUCGUUGCCAAUCUUGCGACCUUUACCUCCUAUCAUGAGAUCACGACGAGUGCCUCGUUGCUAUCCUAUGUUGGCUUGUAAGUCAGAGUUUGGUGGUUUGUGGGAGAUCUGAGGCUCGGCUACGUUGGGCGUUUCAUUCACUGGUACUUUAUUGUAACAGAAAAAACGGAUGAGCGACAAAUUGCUUGCCUCAAAGAUACAUAGACUAAUUCUUGGUAGUUUCGUGAUAUUAUGGUCAACCUGGUUCCAGAUCACCAUCUUCGACGUUCGAUUUGCGGCUGAUUCGCUGUUUGAACGACUUUGCAAGCUAUUUCAAUUCAUUUUCUUCGUUCUGCUUGCAGUGGUCGGGUUUAGUUUUGCUCCCGGGAGUUAUGAGUCGGUCAAGGGUUAUCGUGUUUACAAAACCCUGGCCAUUGUAAUGGGAAUCUCAAGAUUCUUUCUCGCAUUGCAAUAUGCCAUCGUGGCUGUAUUUGUUGUCCGGAAACACAAAAAUCUCUUGGUGCCAUUUGUACUGAUCAUUGCGACCCUUGUCGCCUCUGGGGGUGCUCUUUUGUCGGUUCGUACUCGCAUCUCCCAUUUCAAAAAUGUGCCCAGACUAACUCUACCUAGACGUUCUCGCAUUUCAACGACAAGGUAGUUUCCAGAGCCCAUCAAAUUUGGUGGAUCGUUCUACCCAUUGAGUCAAUUCUGGUUCUCGUGGUCUCGUCGAUAUGGAGGAUGUUGAGUUUCAAGGAGUCGCAUAUGGCGGAAAGAUUGUCUCUCUUGACUAUGAUUAUCAUUGGCGAAGGUGUCAUUGGGAGUACUAAGACAGCUGGUCUCAUAUGGCCAACCACUUCGAAGCCGAGUGUUGGUGGUGUGAUUGAGAUGGUUUCUAUCAUCGUCAUGCUGGUGAGUCAAUCUCUCCAAUGUUCCCUUUCAAGGUCUAUCGCUGACUGGCUACUCACAGCUAUUAAUUUGGACUUUGUACUUUGAUAAUCAUCCUCAGUAAGUUUGCACCUACUGCUCCCUUGUAUCGUAUCUUCUGAUCUCCAAUAUGGUUCUCGGGAUUUGAAAUAGAUUGUACUAACCUUGAUUUGUAGCGGAGCUCAUAUGGGUAGCAUCAAACAACAAUGGUGGGCCUGGUCCCACUUCUUCCUGCACUUAGGACUUGUCGGUGUCGUGGAGGGUUCCAACCGAAUGGCAAUCUUCUUCAAUGCACUUCGAAAACAAAAGAGCUUCCUCGAUGAAGUCGCAGCUCUCUGCUUGACAAACACUACUGUGACGAAGGCAACCGAUUUUGUCAAAAAGAUCAACGAAACAACUCAGAAGUUAAGGAUUGAGACAUAUGACCCUCGGAACUAUGAUAUCAUACAAUUCUAUCUGAACGAGACACUCACCACUACACCAGCUGGUACCCCUGAUGAUCCAGGAUUUUGCGAGAUUCAAAACGAGAAUUCAUACGUGUACAACAUAUCCGUUUAUUUGAUUAAAGGUAUCUACAAGCGUUUCAAUAUCGACCCACCUGAGGGGAAAAAAUACGCUGAGGGCGAUUACGGCCACACCAUGCAGACAACCUACGCCUACCUUUGGGGAUCUGUUACCGUCUCUUUACUCAUGUUGUUGGUAUUCCUCUUCAUCAUCCGAACCAAGAAGCGCGAUUUCCUGGAAUACGUUCGUCUCGGUUUCCGACUUGCGGUUGUCUUUCUCUCCGUUGGAAUCGGAUGCUUGAUCUUCCAAACCAAGGCCUUCACCACCCUUAUCACCUCGCCAUUUAUCGUAACCAUCAUCUGUGCAUUCCUUUUCGCAAUCGUCGCCUUCGAUCGUCUCAUUCGAAUUCUUGGUGUCCAUCACUUUGAACAGAGAUAUGCCAUUCCACCCCCGGAGAAGAAACACGGGCACGGGGAUAGUCAUGAUGGUAUCGGAAAUGAAAAUCACGGGGAGAGUUACAAGAUGCAUCCUCAAGCUACAGUGCAGCAGUAUCAACCAACCCCAUCGCCUCAGGGCUAUGGUGCUCCUCAACAGCAGGGUUACUUUCCAAAUCAACCUGGGUAUGCACAGCACACCGGUUACGCUAGGUAA
Messenger RNA from Hymenoscyphus albidus, 3137 nucleotides. The record is from the annotation of a GenBank genome assembly. Lineage: Eukaryota; Fungi; Ascomycota; Leotiomycetes; Helotiales; Helotiaceae.